Molecule: messenger RNA, 1047 nt
Organism: Oppia nitens
Lineage: Eukaryota; Metazoa; Arthropoda; Arachnida; Sarcoptiformes; Oppiidae
Exons: 5
Coding region: 1-1047 (348 amino acids)
Biological process (GO): trans, trans-farnesyl diphosphate biosynthetic process
Cellular component (GO): cytoplasm
Molecular function (GO): (2E,6E)-farnesyl diphosphate synthase activity; dimethylallyltranstransferase activity
Source: RefSeq, a predicted model, not a curated record
AUGGCUGACAACAGUAUAGCCGAUAGUAUUCGUGAAUUUUAUUCAAUGUACGACAAAAUUGUUGACAAACUAUUGGCCAACGAAUCGCUGGGCUCAGACAUCCAAGUGCUGAGACCUGUACUCAAGAAAAUGUAUGACUAUUUGAUUCAACGCCAAGAUUUUGACGAUUGUCUCGAAAUACUGAUAACAACUUAUCGUAUACUAAGUGGUCAUAAAACAAUUAGUASCCGUUUUGACCUGGAGUUAGACCGRCCACURUAUCCGCUACUGUGGGCACUGGUAUUUGUGAUGGCACACGACGACACCCACGAAGAUAUURUCGACGGAUCCGACACACGUAACGGUCAGCCGUGUUGGCACACAUUACCCACUAUUGGUAUGUCAGCCGUUAACGACACUACAAUUUUGGUGUCGACAGCCUAUAAAAUAGUCAAACUUUAYUAUAGAGAUCAUCCAAAUUAUAUUGAAAUGAUUGACAUCAUUAGCAAGUGUAUAGAAAAUACAGCUUAUGGUAGACUGUUGGACGUGCAAUUUACACGUGCAAACAACAAGCAUGAUCUAAAAACAUUUACCAUGGACAAUUACAGAUUGCUUAAAAAAUACAAAUAUGGCUAUUUUACAAUAACAACAUUUCUAUUGGUAUUUACGUGCGUACCGGACAAUCAAUUGAUUAAACAUUUGUCGACCGAAAUACUAGACAAUAUGGUCGAACCAGUGGGCAGUUUGUUAGGCGCCAUCAACGAGUUGGGUCGGUUGGACACAUUGGACACCGAUAUCGAGUCUGGAAAAUGCACCUGGCUAUUUGUGCGGGCAUUGCAAUUGGCUGGCAAUUCAGCCGAUAGCCAACAACAGUCAAAAUUGUUGGCCAAUAACUAUGGCAUCGGCAAUGACCCGAUAGCUGUUCAAUGUAUUAGACAUUUGUAUCGAGAUUUGAAUGUUGCCGACGAUUUGGUUGUGUAUAUCAAACACGAAUUGAAUGGUUUGCAAGAAAAAUGUCGGGAUAUUACUGGCGAUGAAACCCUCAAACUAUUUAAUAUAAUUAUAUGA